AUGGAGGCUGAGAACGUGAAAGCCGCUAAGGGUGACCGCCCGACGAGUCUCGAACCCGGCGCCCUACGCCCGACAGCGCAGACGUGCCACUCGACAGGUGUGGUGCUCUUCCUUCUUGCGAGGGACAGCUCAGGAACCCUGAAGGAUUUAGACUGCCCGCGUUCGACGCCCCGAAAAGUGCCGUUGACAGCCGACGGCCCCUGGCUUCACAAUUGCAUGAGUCACUGUUGCCAUUGGUCGGGGGAGGCAGUCCAAAUCCUGCAGAGGCAAAGUAUCAAAGGUCUAACUCGAGCAUGCCAAACGAGGAAAACUCUUCACAAUCUCCUCCGGUUAGCCGGCAGCCCAUAUGUUGACCCCGAGUCCUUUCAGAAGAUGAAAGCCUUCUUCAGACUGGUUUUGAUUCUUGGCCUCUUGGCCGUGGCUACCAGAGCCGUCGCACAAGAUGCUGAAGAGGUUGAGUUAAAGAAUGAAGGAGACGAAGGCAGCGACCCGCUAGACGUUGCACCGGAGUCCGAGGACGCUGAUGAUGGUGAAGACCACGCAGACGACCCGCAGGAGGAGGGAGAAAACGAGGACGACGGUGAUGAUGGUGAAGACCACGCAGACGACCCGCAGGAGGAGGGAGAAAACGAGGACGACGGUGAUGAUGGUGACAGCGCCGAGAAGGAAGAUAGUCAGGAUGACGAUAAGGAAGAAUAUAAAGAGGACGACAAGGAUGCAGCAGAUGAAGAUAAAGAGGACGACAAGGAUACAGCAGAUGAAGAUAAAGAGGACGACACUGAUGCAGAUGAAGGCAAAGAGGACGAUGAGGAGGCGGAUGAAGAUGACAGCCAAGAGGGUGAUAAAGAUGACCAGGACGAUUCGCGGCCCUUGCUUGGCGUGCCCAUCAUAGAGUGCGACUGCGAGACGAAUCGCCUACGCACAACAGGUGCGCCGUGCUCAUGUGAAGGCCUCUUCAGGGAAGCCGUGCACAGCAGCCUCGAGCCGUCCCAAGGACUCCAUGGAGUCGUCCUCGGGCAACAUCCGGCGAGUGGCCUCUUCAGACAAAGCGUCUCCGGUCGACAGCGACUUCUAGGGAUUGGCAUCGGGUUCGGCCGGGGAUACGGCUCCGGUUGGGGCUAUCCUGGCUACGGGUAUCCUGGCUACGGCUACGGCUACGGCUACCCCGGCUAUGGCUACGGCUACCCUGGCUACGGCUGGGGCGGCUACGGCCCUGGCGUUGGUUUCGGCAUCUAUUUCUAA
Molecule: messenger RNA, 1242 nt
Organism: Besnoitia besnoiti
Lineage: Eukaryota; Apicomplexa; Conoidasida; Eucoccidiorida; Sarcocystidae
Exons: 5
Coding region: 1-1242 (413 amino acids)
Source: RefSeq, a predicted model, not a curated record